This is a messenger RNA of Brenthis ino (lesser marbled fritillary), 381 nucleotides long. The record is from the annotation of a GenBank genome assembly. NCBI's taxonomy places the organism in Eukaryota, Metazoa, Arthropoda, Insecta, Lepidoptera, Nymphalidae.
AUGAAGGUAAUCGUGCUGUUAGCAUUUGUUGCUCUGGUAGCCGCUGAAGUGGAGUACUACAAAACUGGCAAUGACCACCUCAACAUAGAAGCUCUCGUCGCCAACCGCGUAGAACUCAAAGCGUACUUGGACUGCUUCAACGACGUAGGACCCUGCACAGAACUGACCACCAGCUAUAAGAAAAAUAUACCUGAGGCAAUUCAACAAGCGUGCAGGCGGUGCAAUGCCAACCAGAAAUACAUGUUCUGGCGGUUCCUCCAAGGAGUCAAGGAGGCUUUUCCCGAAGAAUAUCUAACCUUUAGACGUCACUAUGAUCCUGAAGAUAAAUAUUUCGAUGCAUUGGAGAAAGAGAUUUCAAAAUUUACGAAAUUUGCCGACAAA